Danio aesculapii is the source of this 1390-nucleotide messenger RNA. Its product is annotated as Protein C19orf12 homolog-like. Lineage: Eukaryota; Metazoa; Chordata; Actinopteri; Cypriniformes; Danionidae. The transcript has 2 exons. The record is from RefSeq and is a predicted model, not a curated record. The coding region runs from base 208 to 633 and encodes 141 amino acids.
GUUCAGUAGCCUAAAGUAAGGCUAUAGGUAGGCAAGUGAUUUUUAAAGUUACAGUUUGUGGUAAACUGGCUUGAAAAAUAAAAACUACUAAAUGUUUAAAUGAUUUGUUUAUAUCAGCUACUAAAAGCGUGAAUAACACCUUUAUUUUUGAGUUUGAACUCGUUUAUCGUUGUUUAUCGCCAGGUUUAUAGGCUAUAACACGUCAAAAUGGCGAAUCGAAAAGAUGAUAUUAUAAAGUUUUGCUGUGAAAUCUCCGCCGAUAAGAAGAUACAAGCCGCAUUUAAAGGCUCGGCUAAAGGAGCAGCAGUUGCCGGUGGAGGUGCUUUUGUCGGAGGACUGAUUGGAGGUCCAGCUGGCAUUGCAGUCGGUGCUGCUGUGGGAGGUGCGCUGGGAGCAUGGAUGACCAGUGGUCAGUUUAGACCCCUUCCUCAAAUCCUCAUGGAACUGACUCCUACACAGCAGGACAAACUGUACUCUGAUGUCAUGGCCAUAGUGGGUUCACUCAAAUGGACUGACGUUCCUCAGCUGAUGGCUCAAGUUCAUGGGAAUUCUACUCUACAAGAGCAAGUGCUGGGUGCUAUACUCAAUUACACUAAAAACCAGCUCAAAGCCGAGGUCAGGUUUGAAGAUUGACCACUAGAGAGUUAAUGUUACAGGUUUGGUCAGCUUUCUAAGACACAUGUAGGAUAGUUAUUCAUUUGGCAACUUAAAGGGAUGAUAAAAGAAACACUUCAAAGAACUAGCAGUAAAGUAAUUGUAAACAACUAUUGAUUUAAAAAUGCUCUAUUUAGCUAGAUCAUCAUGCAUCUGUUGCAUGUGUUUAUUGGUCAUUUUAAGAGGAUCUGACAUGACAUCCAAAUAUAAGUGAGCAAUUUUAAAAUGUAUUUUUUUAUUCUUGUUAUAGAGUUUAUUUUUGCUGUGUUGAGUGCAUGUGUCUAAGAGUGCAUGUCUGAGACUUCAUGUCUGAGAAUGCAUGUUCAAGUCUGCUCCCAGACACUGGACGUCAGCAUCAGUUCUCCAGUCUUCUAUGCCACGUGAUACUUCAGAACUCAUUUAAUAUGCAGAUUUGCUGCUGAACAAUGAAUAGAUAAAGAUUUUCAUUUUGUUUUCCCCAAGAUUCAAUAAUGAAAAGAAAGAUUAAACUGAACACUCUUUGAAACAGAAAUGUGUACUCUCACUUCUAAUCAGGGUAAUGCAUCCUCACUGAAUAAAAACAAAUGUUUAAAAUCAUCUCACUGACAGCAUCAGCUUGUAAAUGUGAAUUUUCUUUGAUGGCAUGGCUGUUCUAAAAUGUUUUUUUUCUUUUCUUAUUGUACUUUGACACCUCAGUGGGGAAAGGUGACCAUUCAAAGCAGCGAUCAAAAAUAAAACUCGCUAUAUGAUUACAGGA